Molecule: messenger RNA, 363 nt
Organism: Peronospora belbahrii
Lineage: Eukaryota; Oomycota; Peronosporomycetes; Peronosporales; Peronosporaceae
Source: the annotation of a GenBank genome assembly
AUGUCUGCUGAAGAAGUUGCCAAGGCAUUUGUCCAACACUAUUACACCACAUUUGAUACAAAUCGACCGGGACUUGCUAGUCUCUACCAAGAUGUAUCCAACAUGAGCUGGGAAGGUCAGCUAUCGACAGGUCAGCAAAAUAUCAUGGCCAAGCUUCAAGGUCUUCCCGUCGUUCGUCACGAGUAUCCGACGGUAGACAUCCAGCCAUCCACGUCGGGGAACGCCAUGAUCAUUUUCGUGCAGGGCAAGCUUCAGAUUGAGGAGAAUAACCCCAUUCAGUUCACGCAGGUGUUCCAGCUCGUGUCUCACCAUCCUGGCCAGUACUACAUCCAUAAUGACGUUUUCCGUCUUCAGUAUGGAUAA